This is a messenger RNA of Clonostachys solani, 1374 nucleotides long. NCBI's taxonomy places the organism in Eukaryota, Fungi, Ascomycota, Sordariomycetes, Hypocreales, Bionectriaceae. The record is from the annotation of a GenBank genome assembly.
ACCUCAGGCGGGGGCGGACCAGGUUCCUCCGGCUCUUCUGGCAUGGGCGGCGAGCCACGCGGUGCCCAUCUCUCUCGCGACGGAGACGGAAGUCUCGGGGAUAAUGGGGGCGGAGACGACGAGGAUAGCGAGGGCGACGACCGUCAACUUGGACCCAUGCCGCUAACGGUGGAUGAUGGUAAGAAGAAGAAGAGAAGAAGACCCAAGAAAAAGAAGGCCAAGAAGGCUCCUCCGACCGAGCAGUCAUCGCCACCGAGAGUGCCCCUGAGCGACUUGUUUCCUUCUGGGAACUACCCGCCUGGCGAAUUCCUCGACUACCCUGAUGGGGCUAGGGAGACGAACACAGCUCGCACCACUGCUGCAGAGAUGCGGUACCUUGGUCGCCAUCAUCUCGAGGAUCCGGCUUUUCUCGAUGAUUAUCGUAAGGCGGCAGAGGUCCAUCGCCAGGUUCGACACUGGGUUAAGGACUCGGUCAAACCUGGACAGACUCUCCUCCAGAUUGCCACGGGCAUUGAGGAUAGUGUGCGGGCGCUCCUUGGUAAUCAAGCGAUUGAGCCCGGCGACGGCCUCAAGUCUGGGAUGGGUUUUCCAACUGGUCUCUCACUAAAUCACCAGGUCGCUCACUACACGCCAAAUCCAGGCCAGAAGGACGUUGUGCUCAAACAUGAGGACGUGAUGAAGGUAGAUUACGGCGUCCAGAUCAACGGUUGGAUUGUCGACAGUGCGUUCACUAUGUCCUUUGAUCCUAUGUACGACAAUCUUCUUGCCGGGGUCAAGGAUGCCACUGAGAGUGGCAUCCGGGCCGCUGGGAUUGACGUUCGUAUCUGCGAUGUGAGUUCCGCAAUCCAGGAAACCAUGGAGAGCUACGAAGUCGAGAUCAAUGGUAAAGUCUACCCGGUCAAGCCUGUGCGUAGCCUUUGUGCACAUGACAUUAAGCGAUAUCUCAUCCAUGGGGGCAAAUCCAUCCCCUUCACCAAGAAUAAUGACCAGACCAAAAUGGAAGAAGGAGAAAUAUUUGCCAUCGAGACUUUCGGGUCGACUGGCCGUGGCAGAACACACGACGAUGACGGUGUCUACGGAUACGGGCUCAAUCCAGACGCACCAGAACGCGUGGCAUUGCCAUUUGAGACUGCAACCCGCCUUCACAAGGUAAUCAGGGAGCAUUUUGGAACUAUUGUUUUCUGCCGCCGAUACCUCGAUCGGAUUGGCUUGGAUCGGUAUCUGGCUGGUCUGAACUGCCUCGUUUCCAACGGUGUGCUUGACAUGCACGUACCCCUUGCGGAUAUCAAGGGCUCCUAUUCCGCACAGUUUGAACAUACCAUUUUGCUUCGAGAGUCCAACAAGGAAAUCUUAAGUCGAGGAAGUGACUAUUAA